AUGCCAGCGAGCGUGUAUAGUCUCUCGCCUUCACCUGGACCGCAAUCCCUUGGUCCCGCUUCGGAAGCUUCGGCGGACGAGGGCAUGCCUUCAAGCUAUGCGCCGGAUGGCACCGCGCCAGCAUCUCGCGCCAGCUCUCCAGAGAUUGAGUAUGAGGGCGCAAUAGAUCCUGACGAUGUCGCGAAAUGCGAGUGGGAGAACUGUGGGAAGGUAUACGACCAUUUGCCCUCUUUCAUCGAACACCUACAUAACGAUCAUAUCGGAAGCAGCAGAAGCAAGUACUUUUGCGAGUGGUCCAAUUGCGUACGGCGUGGCUUACCGCAGACGUCGCGCUUUGCUCUGAUCUCGCACUUGCGCUCGCACACCGGCGAGAAGCCCUUCAUAUGUGAGCUCGCAGAAUGUGACAAGGCCUUUUCUCGUUCCGAUGCUUUAGGCAAGCACAUGCGCCUGCAACAUAACAUGGAACCAACGCCGCCUCAGCGUACGCAGGCUCGAAAGCGCAAGAUGCCAGGGGACCCAGAGUCCGAGUCUGCCAGCGCUGCAGCCGAACUGACUCUCCCUGAUGAGUCCAAUGACAUUUCUGCCGAAGUCGCUAGGCAAAUGGGAGACGACAGUGAGGGUUAUUCGGACGAUGACGAUGAUGAGGGCAUCCCGGAGCAGUUGCUCUCGCAGGCUGACCCUGCUACUGGCUUAAUACACGGUCGACCGCGUGAUAUAGUGCGAUACCUCGUUCUCAAGACGAAGUAUCAGUGCGCUAUGAACGAGCAUGCUUUACUCGCGGAGGAGUUGCGCACUGUGAGGAUCGAGGAAGAACGAGCGCGAAGUGAUAAGGACGCGGCUUUGAACCAGCUGCUUUACCGCGAGAUCGGUCCUGACGCCGAGAAGCAGCUCAUCGCGCCUAUCGAAUUGCCGCCCUCUCGCUCACACGGGCAAAUAAUAUCGCCGACUAUCACCCCUCCACCUAUUCGAACUUCAGCAUACCCGACGAGGCCGACGUCUCCUCAAGACACCCCAAUGCAGGUGGCAUAG
This is a messenger RNA of Peniophora sp. CBMAI 1063, 1029 nucleotides long. The record is from the annotation of a GenBank genome assembly. Lineage: Eukaryota; Fungi; Basidiomycota; Agaricomycetes; Russulales; Peniophoraceae.